Ctenopharyngodon idella (grass carp) is the source of this 2921-nucleotide messenger RNA. It is a transcript of the gene crppa, whose product is annotated as CDP-L-ribitol pyrophosphorylase A. NCBI's taxonomy places the organism in Eukaryota, Metazoa, Chordata, Actinopteri, Cypriniformes, Xenocyprididae. Gene Ontology annotation, biological process: isoprenoid biosynthetic process; protein O-linked glycosylation via mannose. Gene Ontology annotation, cellular component: cytosol. Gene Ontology annotation, molecular function: D-ribitol-5-phosphate cytidylyltransferase activity. The coding region runs from base 840 to 2147 and encodes 435 amino acids. The record is from RefSeq and is a predicted model, not a curated record. The transcript is spliced from 10 exons.
AUGGAAAACUCAAAGGAAAAACUUCUCCGAAGCAUAUCGUCGUGUAAACAUGCCCUAAAUGAACGGCCAAAACGCAUACAAAGAUUUCCGUUUUUAGCUGAAAAUGGUGUCAUGUAAACGGCCCCUAUGACAACAACACUGUCAAAACGAUCCCCAUUCACACGGGUCCGCGAAAACGACUAAAAACGCUAUAUUAUGCAUACCAGGUCAAUAGUUGGCGAUGUCACGUUGUAAAGAAAGACUACGCGCCUGCGCACAUAAGCAAUUUUCACAGAGAACUCGCGCCAACACCUAAGAAGCUGUCGCCGUUUUCACGGAGAUGAUAACGGUAUCAUUUAAAAAAAAAAAACUGUACUGAACCCAGUUUCCAAAUGUUUGCGUUUUCAGGUCCCCAAAACGCCGUUGUCAUGUAAAUGAACGACUAAAACGCAUAAAAAGUUUUCCGUUUUUAGUUGAAAAUGGUGUCGUGUAAACAGGCCCUAAGUCUUUUAAUGUUAACUUUUCUGAUUAGUCAUAACAUAUAACAAAUAGCCCAAAAAAGUGACAAAAAUGUUAUUGUCAUUUAAAAAUGUUGACCAGGCCUGCAUGUAUUCCGAUUGGGAAUACAAUUUUAACAAACAUUAAAUGAUGCGAUACAAUGAGAUCAGUUCACAGCUGCUGCAGUCUAUGACAGACUCAGUCUGAUAAAGUGGAACCACGGGAAAGCUGCAACAUUACUGCGGUGAAACACUGCUCAAACCCCGCUAACCACCCGAACACAGAAUGCAAAAUACCGGUUAACAGGUUCUUUCCAUGAACACGGUUGCCGCAAGUGAGGAACUUAUUAAAACGCUGGAGAAAUGCAGCAAGAGCGCUGUUCUUCCUCCGACAGGCCUCUGGAUCCCGGCGGUCUGCUCACAUGCGACGCCGAGCGGAGCGCUGACCGGCUCGGGUGCGCGGCGGUGGAUUUCCCGGUAGCUGUAGUUCUGCCCGCGGGAGGCUCCGGAGAGAGGAUGGGACUGCCCACACCAAAACAGUUCUGCACCAUUCUUAACAGACCUCUGAUAAGCUACACAAUUCAAGCCUUUGAGAGAUUACCAUGGAUCGGAACUGUUGUCGUUGUGGUUGCUACAGAGAAUCAUGACUUGAUGCUGAAUAUUGUCCUGAAAUUUAAUCACACAAAGGUAAAAGUAGUCCACGGAGGAACCACCAGACACAGGUCUAUCUUCAACGGACUUCAGGCCUUCAGUAACUCUACUGACUUAUUGACACCUAAACCAAAAGUGGUCAUCAUCCAUGAUGCUGUACGUCCCUUUGUGGAAGAAGAUCUUCUGUUGAAAAUCACCCUAGCAGCUAAAGAGCAAGGGGCCUCGGGCGCAAUACGUCCUCUAGUGUCCACGGUCAUUGCAACCACGUCAGAAAGCUACCUGGACCACUCGCUGGAGAGAGCGAAGUACAGAGCCAGUGAAAUGCCUCAAGGAUUUCUUUAUGACAUUAUUUUCCAGGCCUACCAGCAGUGCAGUGAAUUUGACUUUGAGUUUGGCACGGAGUGCCUACAUUUGGCCCUGCAGUACAGUGGCACGAAUGCAAAGCUCAUAGAGGGACCACCGACUCUGUGGAAAGUAACAUACAAGCGAGAUCUAGCAGCUGCGGAGGCUAUUAUUAAAGAGACACUUUCGAUGUCAGCGUGUAUCAUUGCAGGAGCUGAAGCAGAAGCUGUCGAGUUGGCCAAAACGCUUCAGAAAAAUCUGAACAUGAUGGAGACAGACGUCAUUUCAUGCGCAAAGGAGAGUAAUACGGAGUACCUGUCCAAAACUCGAAACUUCAUUCACAUAUCUAUGAGUGGAUCAAACUUCUCAGGGGUCCUAGAAAUGGUGAAACGUUUUGAGGACAUCGGUCACGCUCGUUUAUACCCAGUAGUUAUUGUUUGGGUACAGCUGAACAUGACAAAGCAGUCUGUCGAUAGCCAAAAGACAGAUGAGUUAACAGCCUUCAUGGGUCUGGCCUCUGAAGUCAUACAGGGAAAUGUUCUGCUCUACGGAAUUGAGAUUGAUCACUCCAAGGUGCCAGAGCAGUGGGAGAGAUCUGUGGAGAGACUCACUCAAAUCACUGUCGCCCUCAUCAGAGACCGAAAUGCUGCUCUCGCUGGGCAGCUGCUUCAUACUUGAAACUGAGGCAGGAGAAGAUGCAUUACAGUAGACAACCAGGAUGCAGCCUGUGGACUCAAAGAUAGCAGCAUGGAAUCUCAAAGGUCAAAGGACAUUUGCAAACGAAGGCAUUUUAAUAUAAAAUAAAGACAGCGAGUGACAGCGUGGUCAAGACAGUAAAUGUUUGGAUCAAUUGAUCGAUUUGUUUCAAGGUAUAUUUCAAGGUAAGCAAAUUCAAAUGCAAAAUUGGCCUGGUUUGCCUAGGCUCAUGUACAGCAACACAAACACAGUUAAAAGAACCUCUGAAUUCUUAAUUCUUACAUAUUUUUGUUUGUAAUUUUUUUUUUUUAAUAAAACAAAAAAAAAAAGUUCUGUUUUAACUUUUUUUGUUGUUGCAAUGACACUGUUCUUUUUUUUUUUUUUUUUUUUUUUUUACUCGUAAACUCCUUUCCAAAAUUAUUCCAUUUUAUAUGUCCUGUUUAAACUAUAAGAUUAUUGCUAUUAUUAAACUGUUUAUACAUUUAAAUUAAGGAUGAAAUUGUGCCUUUAGAGGUACAAAAUCUCAUGCCUGCCUUAAUCACGUAAUUGAAAGCAUGUUCUGACAAUGAGGCCAUUUCUAUAUUUAAUGAAAUGCUGCCAUCUUGUGGAGGGGAAUGAAAAUCAGCUGUUGUGCAUCACAGUUGGUAACUACAGGUGCAUCUCAAUAAAUUAGAAUGUCGUGGAAAAGUUCAUUUAUUUCAGUAAUUCAACUCAAAUUGUGGAACUCGUGUAUUAAAUAAAUUCAAUGCACACAGA